This is a messenger RNA of Stegostoma tigrinum, 4285 nucleotides long. RefSeq names its product caytaxin-like. The transcript is spliced from 13 exons. Gene Ontology annotation, biological process: apoptotic process. Gene Ontology annotation, cellular component: cytoplasm. Bases 334 to 1404 code for a protein of 356 amino acids. The record is from RefSeq and is a predicted model, not a curated record. Lineage: Eukaryota; Metazoa; Chordata; Chondrichthyes; Orectolobiformes; Stegostomatidae.
UGCUGAUGUGCCUGCCAACCUGGUAAUUACCUCUGCACGCAGCCUGUGCCUUCCAGCAGUGUGCUGGCAAUGAAAAAAAUAAGGCUGUGAUUGGCAUCUGCACCCAUAAUGGUGAAGAAAGAACAGAUAUAGCCAGCAUAGCAAGGCUGCAAGUGAAAGUGGCGAAAGGUUCCGCUCAUUUAAGUCACUACUUUCAGUUCCAACAAUUUAAAUUAUCAGUUUGAGGACAAGCAGAUGGAAGAAUAUGUCAGAGAUGGACAAAAGGACCAUUUCUUACUAAAAUAACAAGCUGUAAAGGAUCAGAGACUGAAUCCCUCCAUCUUCGGGAUUCUGAUGGGGACCAGUGAGGCAGCGCUUCGAAUGGAAAAUGUUGAACUGAAAGAGGAAUGGCAGGACGAUGAUUUUCCCAGACCAAUUCCAGAGGAACAAGGCAUGGAUGUUCUUGGACGAUUGCCAGCUCUGGAAAAUAGAACUUUACCCCCUAACACACUGAAUAUCAUUGGGAAUCAUCCAACACGCAAGACUCUUGUCGCCCCAGAAAUUAACAUCUCGCUGGAUCAGAGUGAAGGCUCCAUUUUGUCAGAUGAUUACUUGGAUACACCUGACGACCUCGACAUUAAUGUCGAUGACCUGGAGACUCCGGAUGAGACAGAUUCCCUGGAAUAUUUAGGAAAUGGAAAUGAGCUGGAGUGGGAAGAUGAUACUCCAGUUGCAAGUGCAAAAAACUCUCCCAGUGCAAAAGGGAGCUCCUUUGAAGACUGUGCAGGAGAUGGGGAAUCUACCAACGGGAGACUGUGGAGGACAAUCAUCAUCGGAGAGCAGGAACACAGGAUUGAUAUGAAAAUAAUCAGGCCAUAUAUGAGAGUGGUCACACAUGGAGGUUAUUAUGGUGAAGGUCUGAAUGCAAUUAUUGUAUUUGCUGCGUGUUAUUUACCCGACAGUGGUUGUGCAAAUUAUACCUACAUCAUGGAAAACCUCUUCCUGUAUGUGAUCAGUAUCUUGGAACUGCUGGUUGCUGAAGACUAUAUGAUUGUGUACCUGAAUGGGGCCACACCUCGCAGAAGGAUGCCAGGCCUAGGCUGGCUGAAGAAGUGUUAUCAGAUGAUAGACAGAAGGCUAAGGAAGAACCUGAAGUCAUUAAUAAUUGUUCACCCAUCCUGGUUUAUUAGGACUGUGCUGGCAAUUUCCAGGCCAUUCAUUAGUUUUAAGUUCAUGAGUAAGAUUCAGUACGCUCACACUCUCUCAGAACUGGAGCAGGCCAUCCCAAUGGAGCAGGUGCAGAUCCCUGAAUGUGUUUUACAAUUCGAGGAAGAAAGAAUAAAGUCAAGGAGGCCCAGGACAGAAGAUGGUCAGUCUGUCACUGAGAAAAACAGAUCUGGAGCUGCAGCCGAAGAGCAGGAGUAAAGGAAGCUAAGAACCUCCAUAUCGAAGACUGGAAUUCAGAGAAAACUGGAUGAAGUUCAUGACAAGAAAGUUGUUUUGAAAUACUGUGACCAAAUUUGAUGGUUAUAAGAAUUGACUUUCACUCUCUGCCACUGAUUCCAGGAUGCAGACACUGGCCCCCAAGUUCAUUGGAACUCUGUUGCCCUUGAUCAGGCCACUUUAACAUGACACGGGGUUUCUGAUGUCAUACAUGAAAACUAUGUGGGACAUGGUCAUAACCCUAUUGCCAAAAGAGUACCCCAAGCAUAGCUGUUGAGAAUCAUUUAAUAUCACUUUCCUUUCAUCUAAUUUACUGAAGCACUGAUGUUGCUGUACUGUGGGUUCCCCAGGCAUAGAUUUCUCUCCAAUACUGCAGCUGUGGCUAAUAUUUGUUAGUUUCAAGGCUGAUUUGGAUAAUCUGUCGGUAUCAAAGCCUAAACUCAAUUCUCUCCUUAACCAACUCUUACAUUGGAGUCUCCAACAAUCCAAUGAAGGCAGUAGCCUUAGGUGUUCUUCCCCAGUUCCAUUGUAUUAAAAGGCUCAACACAAUCUAUUAAAAGGAUUCUCCACAAUCAACAGUGAUGGUUAGUGAGGACUCUAAAGAUAAUGGGUCUGGGAAAGGUCAUAUUGCUACAUUUCAGCUUGCUGUUAAGGAGGAAUAGGAAUCUUUUACCGCAUUCAACCCACAAUUACCUGAGGCUGGCAUUGGUGCAUAGGCAAUUUGUACAUUUUUUUCCACUGAACAUUAUCACCCUGAUAAUAUAUAAUAUUAAAUACAAAAAUAACUAAACCAUGGGGUUGGUGGGGGGGUUUGGUGAUAGGGUCGGGUCCAAUGUAUCAUUGAAUAGUAAGGUGAUCCCAGAAGUUUUAGGAUGAAUGCAUCCUAAAACUUAGGAUGAAUGCAAUGUGCUCUCCCUUUGUGACUGGCAAAGUCUCUGACCCAGUCCCUGGCCUCUACUGGGUUGGUUAGGGUGGCAGUUUAGAUGCUGCACAGUUGGCAUCUCCCAUGGUUUUGGGGGUUGUUUUAAAGUUUUUUUUAUUCAUUAAUGGAACGAGGGCGUCACUUGCUAGGCAGCAUUUAUUACCCAUCCCUAAUUGCCCAGAUGGCAGUUCAGAGUCAACCACAGUUGUGGGUCAGCCAUAAAGUGGGAAAGACAGUAUCUGUCACUCCUAUCCCACUCCUGUUCACAGCCCAAUAACUCCUCCUGCCUGGUGUCUGGGAUGUUGGGGGACAGAAAGAGUCAAGUAGGUGUCUGUGACACCGUCAGUGAUUGAGGGAACAGUGCAAGGACAGUCAUUGCCGAUGGAAACUAAUGACAGCAAGUCAGUGCUUUGAUGGGAAAUCGGGAGAGGGAAUCUAUGGAAAUGCUGUUCCGCUGGAUUAGUAAGGUGAGAGUGGAAGGCAGGACUGCCUGAAGAUUAACCUGCUCUGGUGGCAGAGAGUGAGGUCUGACCAAUCAGGUGAAACACACACCCAGCUGACGAUCAGAUUGGUCAAAUAAGUUGAAAAAUUCCCAAUUGAUGGGUCAGUUACUGCAAGUAUUUUUUGUUUGUUUAAUAAUUCUAGUUGUAAUCAACGUUCACUUUGAAUGUAUUAUGUGUACAGUUUUAAAACCUUUGAUUUUGCAUUGUCACUAAUUGCGAAGUAUUGUUGACUUAAAUUCAAGCUCUUAUCUAACAUGCUUGCUCCCUAUGCUGCAGUGUGAACCACCCAGUGUGUAAUUAACAGCUGCAAAAAUUGUAAAACUCACUGGAAGUAUUCAUCCCCCUUUGUGAUCUUUAAGACUAUAUCAUGAUAAUUCUUUGCCUGUUGUCUACACUGGAAUUUUUAGUGAACAAAUCUUGUGGAGCCCCUUGAUGGAUUUGUCUUGAACAUCUUAACUGUUAAGUUCUUUUAAAAUAGUGUCUGUCAGUGGCUUUUUUUAGGAACACCUGUGACUUUCCCCACAUGGUGCGGUUCAGCUCCUGGGAAGUGGCAAUAGCCAUGGAAUUGAAUUACCUCUUAAUACAAAAGCAAAAUGCUGCAGACACUGGAAAUCUGAAAUUUAAAAAUAAAUGAACUGCUGGAAAGGUGCAGCAAACGCUGGAGAAAGAAACAAAGUUAACAUUUCCAAGUUAAUCUUAAACCAGUAACAUCCUUUCCCAUUGUCACCGGGUAACAAGGAGGGCACAGGAAUUAAUCCAGCUCUGUUGAUACUCCCAGGGUUUUUAAAUGGAACCCCUAACGUUGAUAGUCUUUGGGUUUGCUCAGCUCUGUAGGCUGCUCAUGGCUCCUGGGACAAAUGAUAAUGUCCAUGUUAUACUGAUUUCACAGAUCAGUUAAAAAUUGAAGUUGCAUUGGGUCCCAGAAAGUCUCACUCAGGCCUUUAGGAAAUAGCAGUUUUCUACCAUCUCCCUAUCAUCCCAUUUGAUCGCUCCAUUGGUCUUUAUUAAAGCCUGGACUGGCUGUGGGAUUUUUAACAAAGCUAGCGUGCCUUCGCUGACUAGAGGGAAUCAGGAGCUAUUGAGAGGCGGCUGUAUCCCACAGCGUGAAAAGAUCAUAUUGAAUUAAACCAGUAGUUUUACUGUCCCUUCUGUUAAAGGCCCCGUCCUGCACUUGGCAAUGCCUGAGGCAGCAUGAUUGAAUCCAGCAGCUUGCUGUGGACAUAUGGAGCUCAGACCCAUUCCUUCACAGAGCAGUAUUGUAGCAUUCCUGAGUAAGUUACUGCCUGGGGUUUUGGCCCAGUUUACAAAGUUAGUGACACUGUUAAUGUGAACUGGAUAUUUAGCCAGUUGACGCCUAAUGUUAUGGCUAUUCAAUGUUUUCAAUUGUUAUAAAAAUAAAAAGUUGGCACAGGUGCCAUGCAGUCAUUGCUAAGAUGAA